CAUUUCGAUCAAGAGCAAUUUAAAAACUUUGGAAUAUAUUAAAAAAUAUAUUGUAAAAUUACAUAAUUUUUUCUUGUAGGAUAAAGCUGUAUUCAACGAUUAUUUUACUUUGACCUCUUUUAGUGUCAAAUUAUGUUGGGAAAAAAAGAAAUAAUUAAAAAAUAUAAUGUGUAAAGUUUUUGUUAAGAAAGAAAAUUGUUUUAAAUUUCACAAUUAAACAAGUGAAAAAACCAUGAUAACUACAUAAAUAGUAACACAACAAAUAUCAGUAAAUAUAAGUUUAAAGCAUAUUUUCCUUUUUGUCAAAAUGUCAAAUAACGUAUAAAUCAUGAUUGAUAAGUUUACUAUAAACACUUUAGAAAUCAGUCGAUUCUUAAUAAGCUUUGAUCGCAUUUGCAAUAUAAAUAAGUCUAAUAAAGAACAUAUAAAUUAUAUCUACCAUUCCUAACUGCAACACCAUCGAUAAGGUGAUAACUCACGUCGAUUUUAUGAUAAGACAGGCAUGCCUGUCGUUAUCAUAUUAUAUCGUGUAAUAAAAGAAUUGAUUGGUAAUUUAAACCUGUGUGUCCAAACUGUACAAAAAUAUUUGUAAAAUCCAUAAAAAUAUAUAUGUAUGUGAAUAAGUUUUAAUGCCGUUUAAAUUUACAAAAUACUAUGUUUCUAAAAUAAGAUACGUAUUUGUUGUGUCCAUUAUAUUUUGCGUGAUGCAUCGACUCUGAUUAGUGAAAAAAUAAUAAUAUAUAUAGUCAAUAGUAUAUCGCUUUAAUCAGGAGAUUUUAGUAACCGGAAGAGAACUACAUUUACAAAGGUAUAAGAAAAGCAUUCCGAGCUGUCACAGCACACAAAUGUCUGACAUGCUACUCUGGUAUCAUUUUGCGCUGUUUUAUUUCUAUUCGAGAUAGGGGUAGAAAAAGAGCAAAGGAAGAAGAGAAUGAAGGAAUGCUCGUUGCAAAUAAACAUUUUGGUCUAAAAUAUAUUUUUUCUGUAAUAUUGGCUUUAUGCUAAUUGAGAUUCAUUCUAAAUGUGAUUAAAUAAUAAAGUGUUGUAAAAUAUGAUUGAAAAACCAUUUUUUUAUUUUUGGGGGAUUUUAAAAGUUUAAUAAACGCAAAUUCAAGAAUAGUAUUUAGUAAUUAAAUAGUAAUAAUUUAGAAUCACAUAAAAAUAAUUGAAACUGUAGAAAUAAUUCAUUUGCUACCAUUCGAAUGCAUAAUAUAUGAUUUAUGUCAAUGGCUUUUCUCGCUUACCAGACUGGCAAUGUAAAUGUUGAUUUAAGUGCGCCAUUUGUUAAUGAAUUCGAAACAUUUUAGUCAUUAAGCACAUAUAUCCGAUUCGAUCGUUUCUAUUCACCUCAAGUUUCAUCGUCGUAUGAUUUGAUUGUAAGUCCGAUUACAAAUCCGCGCCAGAUAGGCAGGAACGAAGUUCAAGGGAAACCGGUAAAGAGCAUAUGGCAAAUGCAGAAUAAUUCAAAUUUGCGAUUUUUUUCUUGAAAGCGAGAAUGUUUUUAUUACUAUAAUAAUAUUUCAGAAUAUUUUUACAUAUUUUGUAUUUUAUUUUAGUAUCUACUACAACGCGCACACACGCAUAAUAUAUUAGUAAUACAUUUAUUACGUCUUUUUGGUUUUAACACUUUAGAGAUUAUAACGUGAGUGGGAUUAUAGAGUGAGCGAUUUCGAUAUUUUCGAUAAAAAAGUCGAAAGAAAAACAACGACGCUAUGAUCAUCAUCACGAAAAUGACGAUCAUUUCCCUUGGAUACCGUUUCGUCGAAAUCAAUUAAAAUUUUGCGUGCCAAUUUAGAAUUACUAGUAAGAAAAAUGCAGGCAAUUUGAAACAAUUUCGAGUUAAAUAUAUAAUAUUUCAUUGUGCCGUUUAUAUCUGAUGGAUUGUGAUACGCAUUCUCGGAAAGGAACUAUAAUUAAAUACAUUCCUGUUACAUUCUUCGCAAUGCAGGUUAUUAAGUUCACAUUACAAUCCUCCUGUACAAAUUCUCUCGGCAAAAUUAAUAUUAAAUUAUAAUCUUAGAAGUGUGGGUUCUGGCCCAAUAAAAUUAAUAUUUAUGCCAAUAUAAUAACAAUUUUUCGCCUGUGUUUUUGAUGAGUAAUAGUACCGAUAAUAAGACUUAUCAAGAUGACGCAAUUAUCCAUACAAGACGUAAUAAAGAAUAUUUGCUAAAAUUAGUAGACAUGCCUACUAGACGAACUCCAAAGGUCGAGGCCCUGGUUGUAAACGCUAUACGUAGACUGCAGGAUGUGCAAGGUUCAACAUCACGGGAAAUUAGUAACUAUAUUUCCCAGGAGUACGAUAUUCCUAGCGAGGAGACCAGACGGCAGGUCCAGUUCGCAUUACGACGUGGAUUAUCUUAUGGGAUUCUUAAACGUUCAAGAGGAGGAUACUAUUCGUGCAAUCACGACUCCCUCGGUCCGCUCUCGUUAGAGAGUGGCACGGGCGACGGGGUGACGGAACCAUGUCCAUCUCAACCUUGGCGAUUCGGCGUACGUAAGAGGAGAUUACAGAAACGUAGAAGAAGGCUAGCACAGCGAAGAAGAAGGGAACGAGAGCGGAGAGAGCGACAGCGAAAGGAACGAGGGCGAAGGAGAGGGAGGGGACGUCGCCGAUCACGCGGAAGAUCACGCGCCGGGAGAAGGAGGGGCAGACGUCCCUCUCGAAGACGUCGAAGCAGGCGAAGACGGACCAGAAGAAGAAGAAGAAGAGGAAGAGGAAGCAGAAGAGCAGGAGGAAGAGCCAGAACACGCGCUGAUCCCGGCGCGAUGGAAAUGGAGGCGAUGAGCCUGGCGAAUCCGGAGCCGGUGAGAAGUGACGGCGACAGGAAAGACGAGGAUCCUCAGAAGAGCGAAACUUCUGCAUCCGAGCACUCGGUGGGGCAGCGUUCGCAGAGCUCUGCUCAAAAUUCUCAAAAUACGUGCAAUGAUGAAAAUACUACAAAUGAAUAAUUUUUUUUAAUUUUUUUUUUUUUUUUUUAAAUAAGAGAAGUAGUAUGUGCAUAGAUUACGGUAAGAGAAUUGUUCGACACAGAGGCAGCAAAAUCGAAUUUUACAGAUAUACAAUUUCAUUGCUCAGAUGUCCAAACCUCUACACAAAUUUCGAAGGAUCUAUUUUAUUUAUAUGUCUCUCUUUUAUUGUCAUUUUGUAUACGUUAUAUUAAUUACUACAAUUGUCUUCCCAUACGUGAGUUCUUAAUUCCUCGUUCGUACCGUAAAACCGCGAUGGGGGAAGGGGAGGGGGGAAGAAACGCGAGAUUAAUCGAAACUGUCCGUCGUCACCCGGCGUGAAACCCGAGCCUCCUGAGAAAGCAGCAGCGCGGGGACCCGUCGCGUCCAUCGACAGCCCUGAACGCGGCCUUGCCGGCUAAUGAUAGUCGCGCUAAUGACGAGUCCGCACACGCAUGUAUGCGCGCACCGCGUGACUAUUUCGCCUAGCAACUCUAGGACUAGACGCAAGACGACAACGACGCCGCCGCCGCCGCCGCCACGGUGUUUUGCACCCGCCAGCUGUGAAUGAUAAGUGCAUGCGUGCGCGCGGCGCGUAUGCAAAUUACGUUUCCAGAACAAGCCGGCGAGAUAUUUGAGGGACGGGUUCUUUCGACAGGCUGCAAAUUGCAUCUCCGCUUUCCCGGAUAACCGAAUCUUCGCUUAUAGACAAUCGAUUUCAUAAAAUUAUCCCGCGGAAGAUCGGCAUAUCCUAUAAUUUUCAGCCAAUAAUUUAGAAUUCAAUCCCUGUGACGUCAACAGCCCAUGUGUUCUAUCAAAUUGAAUAUCGAUUCUACAUAUUUACGCUUUGCACAUUCACCGAAUUUAAUUUGAAUCAUCAUUUACGGGAACUCGCACGGAAUUAUCUCGGGUGGGAUUAUUGAACGCCGAUAUUAUCAUCGAUCGAACAUUAUUAUUAUCGAUUCAUUAUACAUGCUUCGCCUCAGAGGAGAAACAUGCAUUUAGAUAUAAGGUAUCUUCGUUUCAAACGGAAGAUGAUUGAAAGGCAAUCGAUUGUAAUCGUGUGGAAGGUCCUCUACAUUUUGUUUACACGCAUAUCGGACGCCGGUAAUAAUUAUGCAAGAUUAAUUUGAUAAAGCAAUCUUUAUCCGUGGUCGGUUGCGUAUUUACGUUGAAUUUCAACGCGGAAGAUAUUUCCCUACAUUUCGAUACCAGAGGCUACGUAUUUGUGCGAUUUGUACAUAAUUUAUUGUAACUUUUUCUUCAUAUAUCAUUGACUAACUGGCCAUAACGGACGGCGGGUGAUUAAUACGGAGAAUAAUAAUUUUUACGCCGAUCGACGGCACCAUUAAUAAACGGUUUUGCAUUCGGAUUAGCUCAACUGUUGAUUGCUUAUCUAUCGGUGGAAAGCUAGAUAUGCUUUAGAAGAGUUAUUAUUAUAGCUUCGAACGAACGGCGACGUUAAAUCAUUGUCGCUGUUCGAGCUUGUCGCUCUUCUACACGCCGCGUACGCAAAUAUAGAGAAAAUAGCUCGCGCCAGCGAUCUCCCGGAAAAUAGGUCUACGAAAGACCGAACGUAUUAUAUACAAUGAUAUGUAUCCCGUUGGUAAAAUAAUGAUUAAGUGAUACAUAACCGGGGCGAUUUAUCGCAAGACUAAUUAUACGUUGUCGCCAUCGUUGUCGUGUCGAACGCUAAUUAAACAUUUACACUUGUGCUUCGACAAGUGUCUGGCGUGAGUAGAGGUGGGGCCCGAAAAACCGGUAUAAUUUCAGUUCAAUCUUCGAUGUUAUACAGAACGAUAAGAAUGGUAAACAAGACACUUCGGUACUUUUUACCGCGGCAUCGGGGGAUCGAACUAAUUGGCUCGGAUCGGACCGGCGAAUGGUGUUGCCCGCCGGCGAAAACACCAUUCGUCUACAUUGCAAAUCUAAUAGCGGAGAGAGGAUCGUCCCUUCGUUUUUCCACAUAGAGAAACGCAGAGGGAAACGCGGACGGAGAGACGUGGGAAAAAGAGAGAAAGAGAGACAGGCCGACGUCGUUUCGCCGCGAAACCGAAAAUACUCAUGUCGGCCGGUAUGUUGAAACCUGGCAUAAGUUCUGGCGGGUUGCCAGAAAAGCGGUACCCGCUUGGAGGCCACGCCAGGCCACGAGCGAUCGUUCUCGACAGCCCGAAUCUCUAACCAGAGGUAAAGGAUGAUCAUUUCAGGAAAAAAAAAUCGAUCCGGGGGCGAACGAUCGAUAACGAGGAUGUUAAUUGUUUUUUUUUUUUUUACUAACUUUUGUUCUUAUAAAAUAAAGUGGAUUUAAUCCGACAAAAAUGUCUCGCAACAAUCUCUCCUUAUCGCUUACUUAAAAUUAACAUCUUUAACGCGCGCAAGUUUACUUGUUAUGGAGAAGCACUCUGAGACUUAUCUAAAUUAAUACCCGUUGAAACUGGAACACUUACUUCACGUUCUCUACCGUUGAUAAGUUUAUUGCUCCUCGUGCAACUUCCUAGCGAGAUAAAUCGCGGCUAACUCGCGUAAGUCGUGGAAGUUUAUCGUUCGCUAUGAAUUGGGAAAUUCCUGUUAGGCGACCUUACGGUUGAUACGUACGAAUACGAAGAAUAACUUUUUUCCGCGCUCUUUUAUACUCUGUAACCAUUAGAAAAAUUUUCGCGGAUGAGUACCGCGACGAGAAACGAGCGAGAAACAUGUGCUAACGAGCGAAAUCGCACGGUGCUAAAUACUUCUCGAGACUCGCAGAUAUCGCGAGGGACCUUGAAGUUAGAAGAUGCACAAGGCUCGACAAAUAAUCUCUCCAAUUGGCCUGUAGGUAAUAAUAGUGAAACAUAAGAAAUAACUUCGGCAAUAAUUGUUUGAGCGUUAUAUAACAACAUUAUUACCGUUCUGUCUUGGAAAAAAAUUGAUGGAUUUGGAAGAUGAACGAAACAGGAAAUAAUUUCCGCGAUACUGAAUUCAUAAUGUUUGAAAUCACGACAAAGAGUAGCGAUAGCGAUAAACGAAUGAUGGUUUUAUCUAGCCUAUAAUAGAAAUUCAUUGCACGCACAACAUUGCGCUUUAAUUCUUUUUAAAGGAUCAAAUUAAUUUUAUCAGCACAAAAAUAAGUAAAAUAUGGAAAAGUACAUUCUUUCAGUUAAUUAUAACGAUGAAGAGAUUUGGCAUUCAUAUCUCAGUAAAAUAAAUUUCUGUGUCUGCUUUUUUUUUAUGAUACGCAAAGAAAUUGUCGAUAGGAAACGAAGUAAUUAACCUUUACCUUGAUCUCCGUACAUUUGAACGAUUUAAACGGCAUCGAAAACUAACUGCCGACGAAAUGGCAGAUGUUGAAGCCAACUUGGAACGGCCGGGCAGCAUCUGGUGCACCAUAAAGUUGGCACUAUUAUAAUUAAUAUUAUUACAUUGUCCGAAGAACGAUUGUGGGAGGUACACGCGUCGCGAGCCAAUUGUUCCUUAUUCUAUCUUCUAUCAUAUUAAUAAAUGACUCUCGCGCCGCACGGCCGACCAGCUUCGUCCAAGCGCAAUAUAUCUAAACAACAGAUCUCGUACGCCAAAGGUGUUAUCAGAUAACUUUUAGCAUACUUUUAGUAGAUUAUUUAAUAAUUAUUUUUAAAAAAGCAUUUAUCUAGAAUACAGUAAACGGAAAUUUUUACGUACGAGUAAAGUAUAUAUUAAUAAUAAUUAUCGAGGAAUCGAAACGAACAAUUAAUCGCAAUCGUGGUUGACAUAAAACAUAAAUUAAAUAUUAGAUCACGCGGAUUAUUUCCUCAGCUGCGUCACACGCGAAGCAUAGCUCGACUGUGCUGAGCCAUGUUCAAGUUGCCGGUACUCUUUUUCUGGUCUUCCAGCCUAUCCAUCAAACGGAUUGACGUGUGUACGGUCCUGGCACGCCAAAAAUAAUCGUCCAACAUAUUGUGAAAGAGCACGAACCGCGGUAGAAGAGCGGACCGUAAUGCCAGUGCUAAACUUUCGACACGGUUCAUCUGCCGAUGAUUACCGAAAGCGACAGAUACACUCGAAGUAUGCGUAAAGUCUUUGGUCCUCGACGCCAUUAGCCGAGCCGUAAGCCAAUAGCUUUUCUUUUAAAAGUAUAUUAUGAAACAAUGGUGACGGAGAAAAAAAGUGUUAAUUUAAUUAAAUUUUUCGACUUGAUUAAAUUUUUUCAAUUCAAGUAUUUAUGCAUCUAAUUUAAAUACCUAAAAUACUUGUAUUGAAGAAAUCAAGUUGAAAAUUUUUGCCAAGUUAACAACUUUUUUUUUUUAGUGUAAAGACAGUGAGAUUUUUUUUACAAGAUAUUUUUGUGAUCCAUCAAAAAGACCUUAUCGUUGCGAUAACGAUUCAUGACCUUGACCAAUUCGAAUCAAAUUAUUAUGCGAUUCUGUCUGAUGGAAUUAAAAAUCUCUUAGCCUUCAAUAUAAAAUCUUUAAUAUAAAAAUAGAGAGAGAGAGAGAAAUUGUUUUCAAUAUUUUAAACAUUAAUGAUGAUUUAAACAUCCUUUUUUAUAUAUUUUUUUUUAGAUUAAUGACAAUUCAAAUCAGAGGAUCAGGGUGAUUGAAAGUGACGUCGCAAAUUUUACGGGCGGCAAGAAAUUAAACGCAAAAACUUGUAUUUUCAACCACUAAUGAUUGAUAGCUUCGGAAAUGAAAUAUGAGAUUGUCAUUUUAUUACGGAUACAGUAACACAUGCUGAAUAUACUUUUUCUGACCACAUCAGACACGUUAAAUAUAGAAAGGAAAAGAGACAAAAAGCUAAGGAAAAAAAUCACGAUGUAUAUUCUUUUCCGUAGGCAUAUUUUUAUCGUAAACGUUUUAAUAAAAUCGCAGGUUUAUCUUUUGGCAAGAAACGAAAAUUAUAAAUAGGUAUUUGUGUAAUUCGUUAGUGUAAUAAUAGCUAAAGACCGACUCUAAGCAAUACAAUAAUAGCAAGCUAUGUUCAUUUGCUUUAUGUUUUAUUGACAAUAUACGCGCGAAUCUGUAGUCUGUCUUACGACGAGACAAUAGAGAACGAAGAGCGAUGUAAGUAUAUCGAUCGUAGGAAAGUGAAUGAAAAAUGAAACGGCGCUUCGCACGCGACUUAUCGGCGUCUACUUGCCGGCUUGCAUUUCUCGUCGUCGACAGUCGUCGGGUCACUAACAAUGACGUCUGCGACAGUGACCAUAAGUGACAUCGAUCACUCACAAGUGUAUAGAAGCAAAGUAUACCGAUCUUUUAUUCGAAGUAAAAAGAAUGUAAAAGAUCGAUCGCUCUUUACGUUCUUACGUUUGCGUGUUAAAUAUGAUUUUAUUUUUAAAUAUUUUACUUGAAAAUCGCGCAUUUUAUUUUAAAAUAAAAAUAGCUUCUUUUUAAAGCAUUAUUUUUAAUCUACAUGGACUAAUGAGGCAAUAGUAUUGUAAGAAAAAAACAUAUGGGGCUUAGAGGUGGGGAUCACGAAAGAAACAGACGAUCAAUUCGACCCCAAUUAAUUUUAAGUAACAUCCAUGGUGAUCCUUAAUUGAUAAAUGUGUGUUUGAGUAACGUUUGCAUUAUGCGGUGAGUUGGCAGAUGGAAAAGAGCCAGGCGGAAUUAUCAGUAGGAAAGGCAAACGGGGGGAGUGAUGACACGGUAGAAAACCUGUGGGAACAAUCGGAAGAUAGAGAAACGGAGGUAUGCCAUUAUACGGCGUAAUUGGCCGAAUUGGAAAGUCUGGGGCCUUCCUGGCUCUUUGCCCUUCUACUGUUACUCUCGUUUAUAUCCCUCCAUAUUGAUCGGCAUAAAUACGAAGUGCAGUUUGCCCCGUCCCUUCGGGAGCUCCCGGCGCGUCUUGUGCACGUCUCCGCAUAAUGUAAUAUCGCCCAGUAGACCCAGUACCUUAAUCCUAAACUAUGACCACCGGGUUUUGCCAGAUCCCAAAGUGAACUUUCGCACUUAUUCAUAUCGAUCAAUUGGAGCGAAUUUUUUCCGACUGUUGUAGGCCGCGUUUGGAAGCUCAACUUUCCGCAUACGAUCGUGUAUUAAUUUGUAUCCCAGAUAUAAAUUAUCACUUUUGUUUAUUAUAGCAACGUGAAUUUCACACGUAGAUAAUCGAUUACUUAAUUAUUAUUAUAUUCAUAGCUCAUACAUAUGCGCAUACGUGAGAGCAAAAAAUGGCACGUGGCCUAGAAUGAAGAGAUACUAUCUCGUACGAUGUAAAAAAAAAAAAUAAUAAUAAAAGUGCUGUAAUGAUGCUAUAGCUACUUAAAAAAAAUCAUUGCAUUUUCAUGCUGACAUAUCACGACAGUCGCUGUCAUAAUACGAGUCGCUGGAAGAGCUUAACUCUGCGAUGUCGUAAUACCGAAAAUAAAUAGAGUCGCGUCGCCGUGGCUACAACCACGCCGUGCGUGGAUGAAAGGAUUUAUUCUUACGCCGUUGUAGUAUCAAAAAGUAACGCGAAGUGUCGCUUUGCUGUCGUGAUAUAUCAUGCGUGUUUGUAGCCACAUAGUAUCUUUUAUCGCGAGAAGAUAUCGCGACGACGCAUUUUUCCCCUCAAACUCGAAUGCGUGGCAACGCGAACAGAGUGCCAAUUGAAUUCGAGGCCGAAUUAUUCUAGCGGCAGUUUAUUUCUGCGCCGAAAGUUUUACGUAUCGCGGAGAAUAAAGCGAGCGGAGUAAUGGAGGAGAGAUAAAAUUAAUCGUCGAUCCGGCUGUAUAACGAGCGCGAAAAAAAAAGGGGAGUAAUCGGACACGCGGCAUAAUUUUUUUCGUUCGUUUUUAUCUCGAAGAAACGAGAACCGAGCCCACUUCAAGUAAUCAGCAUUUUGCGUAAUCGAGAAAGCGAUUCGGCUUUCUUAUCUAACCGAUGAAAGGUGCAAUAUAUAUUAUCGGGCAGAGUCGGAAGAUUUUCAAGCGGUUGACCUCUUCCCCUUCGCGUUUUUCGUAAAUACAAUUAUUUAAUCUUGCAUUACGCUAAUAAUCCGAUUCAGUGAGGUAGCAAAUUGGGGACAGUUUCCUGAGUCAACAUAACGAGUUACUUCCCAUUCGGCUGUGAAACCAACAUCGCUCGUAACGAAAUGAAUUACGCAUUGCAAAAAUUACAUCAUCCGAUUGCAACUUACAUCAAACGUUUGCAGUGUCGCGACUGGAAAACGCGACUCCUAAUUAGCCGGAAAAAAAAUAGACGGAUUAAGAGUAAUUGACUUUGCAGCAUUAUUUUCUAGCGCAACUUCACGAAACGAAUUUCUAGGCCAAAUUUUUACAGUUCACAUAUUUCUCAUAAAGAGAUCAUUCUUUACACCUAGACUUAUUGGCGUACGACUUGUUGGUUUUUUUUCUGCGUAUAAGAGACAGAGGAGGGGGGGAGAUAUUUAUUAUGAUAAAUUAUCAAAAA
Messenger RNA from Monomorium pharaonis (pharaoh ant), 10283 nucleotides. RefSeq names its product luc7-like protein 3. NCBI's taxonomy places the organism in Eukaryota, Metazoa, Arthropoda, Insecta, Hymenoptera, Formicidae. The transcript is spliced from 2 exons. The record is from RefSeq and is a predicted model, not a curated record. Gene Ontology annotation, molecular function: DNA binding. Gene Ontology annotation, cellular component: nucleosome. The coding region runs from base 2092 to 2949 and encodes 285 amino acids. Gene Ontology annotation, biological process: nucleosome assembly.